UCAUUUGUUUUUUUUUUGUUCUUAAAAUAUUCUCUAUAACUCUCUCUAAAUAAGAAAAAAUAAGUAAAUAACUACUAAACUGAGGAAUCUUCUGGCUGCAUCAGAGGGUUCUGGUUCUUGGCGGUAACAACUAACAAGUGCGUUGAGAGCGGAGAGGUAUAAAAAAUGACUACUCCAAAAUCGAGAAAUCAGAAAAAGUGAAAUCUUACGGAUUUGAUCUUCUUCGCGUGAUUUCGCACUCAGCAACAGCGAUUGUUCUCCAAUCUACAUCGAUCCUUCCUCAAAUAAUUCAAUUUCACUUGAUUGUAUAGCUAAACAGCAUUCUCAUUUGCAAGAAAGCUCGAUCAUUUUGUGACAAUGGACCCGCAACAUACCGGUGAUUUGAUGAAGCAUUUGGAGAAGCAGAAUGAGUUACUCAAGGAAACUCAGAAGACCAUGUCACAUGAACUCCAAAAACUCAUGGUGGAAGAAGAGAUGAUGAUGCAUAAACUAUGUGAGCUAAUGGUUACUCAUCGUAAAAACAAGAAGGAAAUGAAGAAAACUCAGUAUCUGUUGGAAGGUAAAGAAACAGUUGAAUCUUCUGUUGUUACAGUUGAGGCCCAACGCCCACCCAUCAUAUACCAAUACAGAAGGAGGAAGAGCAAGGCCCAGCAAGAAACAGUUCAGGUCUCCAAUGGAUCAGACAUCGAUAAAGGUUUCUAAAAGUUCUUAAUAUUAUUUCUUCUAAAUUAUGUUCUAUUUCUCUCUUUGCUUUACAUGUAUAGACCAUAUGUAAAUGCAAUCUCUAUUUCUACAUUGAAUGAAAUAAUAAUGUCAUAGAGUAA
Brassica oleracea var. oleracea is the source of this 824-nucleotide messenger RNA. RefSeq lists its product as uncharacterized. The record is from RefSeq and is a predicted model, not a curated record. NCBI's taxonomy places the organism in Eukaryota, Viridiplantae, Streptophyta, Magnoliopsida, Brassicales, Brassicaceae. The coding region runs from base 358 to 702 and encodes 114 amino acids. The transcript is spliced from 5 exons.